Messenger RNA from Xyrichtys novacula (pearly razorfish), 3191 nucleotides. The record is from the annotation of a GenBank genome assembly. NCBI's taxonomy places the organism in Eukaryota, Metazoa, Chordata, Actinopteri, Labriformes, Labridae.
AUCCAUUCUGCAUCCCGUCAGCGCUCCGGAGAGACAGAAGAAGAGGGAGAUGCAAAAGACCAGCUAUAAGUGAGAGUCUGGACGAACUUUGAUGAAGACAGCACGAAAUAAGGAGCAGAGCCAAACACGGGGACUCUCUUACUUUUUUUAACGAGCGUUUCUACAAUCAGCAUCAUCAGCAUCUCUUUCACCUGCACUGCAUCUUAUAAAAGAAGAGGAAAAAUUGGAAGCUGGACCUGCAUUAAUACGGUAAGAUUGAAUCAUCUGGUGUAUCCUCACUAGUUUGUGUGAUGUAUGCGAGUUCAUGUGUGCGUGCAUGUGCCGGGGACAUCCUCUGUGGUGCAAUGAACCUGCAGCUGUUAUACAACAGGAGGUGGGAUAUACCACCUCACCCGAAGACGUGACAGAGAGGGGGAAGAAGACUCAAGGGGUCCUCAAAAAGAUAAAUCAUCUUUAAAAUAACAGUAAUACAGUAUCCUUCAUGAGAAUAUGUUAAUAUUAGUUUACUUUUAGAAUCAGCACAUUCUGAUAUGAUAGAACAGGCAGACAACAUACCAGACAGCACAAGCAUCCUAACCUUGUAACAUGCACAUUCCUCAGAUAGCCAAACUGUAAUCCAGAUAAACAGGCUCCCUCUGUUUAUUUAUUUGGAGAAUGCAUGGCUGUAUAAAAGGAGAACUGUUACGAGGCUUCCCUGUGAUUUAACAGGACACUCACAGGAGGGAAACCUCAGAUCGGAGCUCCCUAACCUAAUGUGGAAAUAAUAUGAGAAGAUUAAUCUGCAGCAUAAUAAAUCUCAAGGGCAACUUUUGCUCCUCAUGCACAGAAUAAGACAAAAAUGACUGCAUUAUCAGUAAUAGGGUGAAUUUUAAACACAGUGAAAAUGAGGCUACAAUAAUAAUGAAUUUAUUUUUAGACAUGGUGCUCUAUUUUUAGCUCUAUCAAAGUUUAAUGAAGGAGUCGUGCACCUUUGGUCCACACCAUCUCUUACUACGCAUUCAAGAUCCUAUGAGGAGUUUUGUGGUUUUUAAGAAAUGGACUGACAUUUAUUUUGAUCCCUUUAAUGAUAUUUGAAAGCAAACAAAAGCAUGUAGAAGACAAGCUAGGCAAAGACCGCUCUUAUCAUAGGGGGUGCCAAAAUUGAGGCAAACAAAAAGUCCCUCAUGGGAGCUUGAAGCACAUAUACUAGUUGUUAAUUUUUUAAAAACAUAGUGACGUCAGUGAUAUGAUCGUUCUCUUGUUGGAGUGUUAAAUGCAAUGUUUUAAAGUUUAUUUGAGUGAACAUUUUAGCAAUAAGUUAAUUGACUGACGUGUGGUUUAUUGGAAUGAUGUAAUCAGUAAACAUUGUGUGCAAACUGAACAUUUAAUCCUCAUACUCCUAUUAAAGCAUGAGUAAAACAGUUUGAUCCUCUUACCAUCACCAGGUUGUUUCCCCUCCUGUCACUGUCAGCCUAUGGCAGCUCCACAGCUGCUGCCACCUCGUAUUUAACACUCAGAUGAAGAUGUUAAUGACCCUCCAGAUCUAAAGUGCCUCCUCUUGUCUCUUUUCCAGGUUGUGUUUGUGUGACUCCUGAUCUGCCAUGAUCCUCAACGCCUCUGAUCUGGGCUGGGAUGAGUCCUCAGGUGCCGAACAGUUCUUCCCUCUGGAUCUGCUGGAUAGGUCCCCAAAGUACGAGGUCCCGCCCCUCACGGUGUGGGGCGUGGCUCUUUGUGUUUCAGGAACUCUCAUCGCUGCUGAAAAUGCAAUAGUCGUCACCACUAUCCUGGCCACCCCCUCCCUCCGCGCCCCCGUUUUUCUGCUGCUGGCAAGCCUCGGGCUGGCUGACCUUUUGGCGGGGGUUGCUCUGAUCCUGCAUUUCCUCUUCCUGUUCUGCGUAGAGCCAAGUGAUUGGUCAGAGCUGCUGACCUCAGGACUGCUGGUGACGUCUCUCACUGCCUCUCUCUGUAGCCUGAUGGGUGUUGCUUUGGACCGAUACCUGUCCUUAAGCCACGCCCUCACCUAUGGUUCAAGCCAAUCACGUCACAGAGCGGCAGUCCUCCUGCUGCUGGUCUGGUUGGGUGCGUGCAUCAUUGGGGCGGGGCCUGCGAUGGGGUGGCACUGUCUGGGAGAACCAAAGUCCUGUUCUGUAGCAAAACCUUUGACUCGGACUUACCUAUCCCUUCUCUGUGGUGGCUUCCUUGUGGUCGUCAUGGUAACCCUACAAUUGUACGCUGGGAUAUGCCGCGUAGCGAGGCGGCACGCCCACGCCAUCGCUACCCAGAGGCACUUCCUCCCUGCCAACCAAUCAUAUGCAAGCAAAAACAGCAGUGGGAGGGGCUUCUCUCGGCUGAUCCUGGUGCUCAGCGUGUUUGUGGGCUGCUGGAUGCCUUUCUCGCUCUGGGGGCUUCUGGGAGAUGCCUCAAGCCCUCCUCUGUACACCUAUGCCACCUUGGUGCCGGCGGCGGGGAGCUCACUGUUGAAUCCAAUCCUCUACAGUCUGAGACACAAAGACAUCCGCAAGGUGUUACUUCAGGCGUGCUGCCCCCACAGAUACACACAGAACACGCACAUCCACUACCCUGUGGAUGUGUAGACUGCCAAAUCUUGCCAACCUAACACACACAAUCUAUGCCAGACAUAUCACUGUUUGUGUGCCAAGAUACACACAGAGCUGCAUUGACUACGAUCCAGACCCAGAACAUCAAGUCCCACACUCACACACACUCCCACAUACACAAGCAGCAUUCCUCGUAGAGACGAAGGCCUCCCGCGAAUCAGAACGUCCUGAAACGUCCUGGCAGGCGGCCAUGUUGGGACUAAAUCAAAGCGUACUGUCUUAUGUGUACUUUGUGCCUCAUCCUCAGCCAAUUGUAGAUCCACUGGAUCCCCAAACUGAAACAAUCACAGGGACAAGACAUGCAUCCCCUGUUCUUGAGAGUGGAUUUAAAGACCCUAGGCACUUUAAUAUGUGAAGAGAUGAUGUUUUUCAAUGUAAACCUACCACAGUCUAGGAUGUAUGUGAUCCAAAGUCCAGAUUUAUUUACUUGAACCUCUAGAAAACACAACAUUCUAGACAUCUGAGAUUCUAUUUUGCACAUGCUAUUGAAGGCACUUUGAAAGGUACUGACCAUAUGUUCAUGUUGCACAGCCUUUUUUGAAAUGAAUGAAUUUUUUAUACAAAUGAAUAAUAAAUAUGCUUUUUUCUACUGAA